Acaulospora colombiana is the source of this 474-nucleotide messenger RNA. NCBI's taxonomy places the organism in Eukaryota, Fungi, Glomeromycota, Glomeromycetes, Diversisporales, Acaulosporaceae. The record is from the annotation of a GenBank genome assembly.
GUUCAAUAUAAUAUGUUACAUCGCGAUCGAGUGGAAAUGGAAUAUUUGUAUUUAUUCACCGAAUAUAAAUUGGGUGGCGCCAUCUGGUCGCCACUCGCUGGUGGAAUUCUGACGGGGAAACAUAACGAAAGUAUAGCCGAAGAUUCUAGGCUAGCGUUGAAAGAAAAUGCUGUUAUGGAAAGGCUGAGGAAGGGGUUACUAAGCGAAGAAGGAAAAAUGAAGAUAAAUAAAGUCAAGAAGUUAAUGCCUAUCGCAGAAAAGGUCGGCGUUACACCCGCGCAACUUGCACUUGCGUGGUGUAUGAUACAACCUCAUGUCGACACUGUAAUCACCGGCGUCUCUAAACCCGAACAGAUGGAAGAAAAUUUACGUGCAGUGGAGCUGAAAUCGAAGUUAACGCCAGGGAUAUUGCAAGAAAUCGAGGAAAUAUUGGAUAAUCGACCAACUCCUCCAUUCAACUUUCGAGACUCCUAG